GCUGGAGCUCCUCUGGGGAUCUGGAGGAGGAUGGAGCGAGGAGGGGAGAGUCCCAUGACCCAGGACAGUCCUGAGCGGAGGGGAGGCAGCCCGGACCUCAGCGGCCUCCCACCGCCGGGGAAGAAGGGCCGGUUGGAGCUCAAUGGGAGCCCCACUGGGCCACGCAUACGCCACAACGGAGCCCCACUCAGACCCCUAGGAGGUCUGAUGAUUCCAGUCUUCUGUGUAGUGGAGCAGUCAGACGGAGGGAUUCAGACGGACGGAUGUGAGGGAAGAGAGGAGCAUGCAGAGUUUGUGCUGGUCAGGAAGGAUAUUCUCUUCUCUCAGCUGGUGGAGACGGCUCUGCUGGCCCUUGGGUACUCCCACAGCUCGGCGGCACAAGCCCACGGCAUCAUCAAGGUGGGAAGGUGGAACCCCCUGCCUGUCCACUUCCUGACUGACGCACCAGAAGCUACAGUAGCCGACAUGUUGAUGGAGGUCUACCACAUGGUCACUCUACGCAUCCAGCUGCAAAGUUUUUCGAAGCUGGAGGAUCUGCCGUGUGAACAGUGGAACCACGCGACUGUCAGGAAUGCUCUCAAAGAGCUGCUGAAGGAAAUGAACCAAAGCACUCUGGCCAAAGAGUGUCCCCUGUCACAGAGUAUGAUUUCCUCCAUAGUGAACAGUUCGUACUACGCCAACGUCUCCACUGCCAAAUGCCAGGAGUUUGGUCGUUGGUACAAGAAGUAUAAGAAAAUGAAAGUUGAAGAAGUAGAGAGAGACAACAUGGCCGACUUCUGCGUGCUGGGACAGAGACCUCCCCCCCACCUGGCCGGCCUGGCCCAGCUCAGUCACCUGGGACCUCCCCAGCAGCAGCCGUCGCCCCACGGCCCCCUCCACCACAGCCCUCCUCUCCGUACGGGCCAGGUGCCUCCUCCUCCGCCCCCGCCCCCGCCCGGCGCCCUGCAGCCCCUGCUGGGGCCAGGUGGGCUGCUCUCCCCUCAACUCUCCCCGCAGCUGGUGCGUCAACAGCUCGCCAUGGCCCACCUCAUCAACCAGCAGCUAGCCGUUAGCCGCCUGCUGGCCCAUCAGCACCCGCAGGCCAUCAACCAGCAGUUCCUCAACCACCCGCCCAUCCCUCGGGGUUCAUCCAAAGGCGGCGGCGGCGGCGGCGACCAUCCCGGGAGCAACCCCUCGGCCUCCGAGGUCUCCUGUGAAAUCUACCAGCAGGUCAGAGACGAGCUGAAGAGAGCUAGUGUCUCCCAGGCCGUGUUCGCCCGUGUGGCUUUCAACCGCACACAGGGCUUGCUGUCAGAGAUCCUGCGGAAGGAGGAGGACCCUCGCACAGCCUCGCAGUCUCUGCUGGUGAAUCUGAAAGCAAUGCAGAACUUCCUCAACCUGGCCGAGAGCGAGAGAGACCGCAUCUACCAGGAGGAGAGAGAGCGCACCAUGAACCCUUCAGUCGGCCUCCCGGCCUCCAACUCCUCCAACCCCGGCCCUCCACGCCUCUCACAGCCGAAGCCGUCCGGCCCGCCCCCCGACCUCCCACUGAAGCUGGAGUCGCUGGUCAACAUCACGUCAGGCAUCUACGACGAAAUUCAGCAGGAGAUGAAGAGGGCAAAGGUGUCCCAGGCUCUGUUCGCUAAGGUGGCCGCCAACAAGAGCCAGGGCUGGCUGUGUGAGCUGCUCCGGUGGAAGGAGAACCCGAGCCCGGAGAACCGCACACUGUGGGAGAACCUGUGCACCAUCCGGAGGUUCCUGGCGCUGCCGCAGGCCGACAGAGACCUGGCGUACGAGGAGGAGUCCAGACACCAUCACUCGGAGAGGCUGCACACCGUCCUCCACCUGCCGCAGGACACACAGGCGCUUCACAGGCCACCCCCGGCCCCGAUGAAGGAGCACCGCAUGUCUCCGAUGCGUGAAGAGCAGUUAUCUGCCCCGGUGAACGAGGAGGGCUUACAGAAUGUGGGAGCAGGAGCUGCUGGCAGCUGUCCACCUGGCGCCGUUGGCAGUGCCGGGAGCAACAAGAAGCCACGAUCACGCACUAAGAUUUCCCUGGAGGCCUUGGGUAUCCUGCAGAGCUUCAUCCAGGAUGUUGGCCUGUACCCGGACCAGGAGGCCAUCCACACCUUGUCUGCGCAGCUUGACCUGCCCAAACACACCAUCAUCAAGUUCUUCCAGAACCAGCGCUACCACGUCAAGCACCACGGCCGCCUCAAGGAGCUGGGCGAGGGGGCUGCGGCCAGCGGAGGCGUGGACGUCAGCGAAUACAGAGAAGAGGAGCUGCUUUCAGGCUCAGAGGACCCGGAGUCCAGUGAGGACGGAGCAGAGGAGAUCUACCAGUCCACAGAGGGGAACUGUGGGAGCGCUGGAGGGCUGAACCAGCCACCGCUGGCCUCCUCCGGCUCCAAAUCUAACUCCAGCUCCAGCCAGUCGUCCUCAGGGACCAAAAAUGCUCAGGAGGAAGGAAUGGACAAGGGGCACGGCCGGCCUGGUGGCCCCCUGGGCCCCGGGAGCUCCUCAUCCAGUCCCAGGGAGCCGGCCGACUACCAGAGGUAGAGACUGACACACAGAGAGGAGAGGACAGAGAGAAAGAGAGAGAGAGGGAGAGAAAGCAAGAUGAAGAAAAAGCUGUGGAACUGGUCAUGAAUUAAAGGAGGGGGGAACGUCAAGAAACCAUCAGGCUGAAAUAAUGUAUACAUCGCUCAAACAACCAGACGGAGUUGAUCUCAGACAGACAUCUGUGAACACCUGAUGUGGGGAGUAAAAUUUACCUCAGCGAAAAGACAGCAGCUUUGCGGAGCGCUGUGCCACAGCAGCGUUUGUGUAACUGUGAAAGAAAGUUUCCCCAAUCCACAUUUAAUUAACUCUCACAAACAGGUAAUCCACUGCUGCUCAUGUCUACAACCUAAACAACAAAAUCUCCAAGUGUCAACACUUUCUCUUAAUCUAAUCGCCAGAAAGGACACUCUUUCGGGAUUUCAUCGGCUUCGGCCAGAAGUUGUUCCUGUUCCUCCUCUUUAAAGUCUCAGCACAGUCACAUAGAGCUGCCUACACACGAUAUAAGCGAUUUGCUCUCUGCGCACCGCUAGAAGCUGUUUCCCAUUGCUAAGUAACGACAUGCUGUUAUCUCAUUGGUUGCGCUUUCGAAAAGGUCAGCGGCAAAUAGGUCAAAGUUUAAAUAAUUUGAACUUUGAGUGCAGCGCAAAGUGGCAAAUCCGAGCGGGUGCAUGACGUCAGGGGUAGCGCAGUGCAUAGUUGGGCGCCACCGCCCUCCCCAUAGGAAAUCAAUGGAACAGCCGGCGCAACGCGGUUUGGCCGCCUAUCAUGUGUAGGCGGCUUAAGACGUACUCCCUACAUGCCGGGGGCUUUCCGUGACCUCUACAAUCCCUCUAAAUCCUCAGGACACACACGGAUGUAGCUAAUGCUGUCGCCUGCCUGACAAACGUGGACGGACGGCACUUGCUGUUCAUCCUCCAAACGUCAUCUCAUCUUGAAAAAAAAGAAAAGAAGGAAAUGACCCCCACCACAACCUGCCCUUGCCUCAUUGGGAUCAGGCAUCGAGAAACGGUACCUUUUCAAAAAGAAAAAUUACAAUUCCAUUGGAAUCGUUUGGAAAAUUUGGAUUCGAAUUUUGCUCAUCGGUUUCCAAAUUUAACACGUGCAAGUUUUGGUUUCCUUUGCGGCCACCGUACUUCUAAGCGCUCGUUGUGUUGUAGCUUAUGGAGCACAAUAAGCGGCGCUCAUUUGUUGUUAAAAUAAAUCUCGGGGAAAAAACUGUAAAUCACCACUGAAUCAAAAUAAGAUUUUCGUCUGCGAAAUAAGCAGGUGACCCAAUCAGAAUUGUUCAAAUCAAAACGAUGCCCAACCCUAACGUGACACUCCAGAAUCACCACCAGUCCGAUCUAGCACUUACUGUUCACGGAGACACUGAUAUUUUGUGGAUUUGAUGUACUCUUGCCUCCCUCCCUCCCUCCCUCCGUCUCUCCUCUCGAGGCUCACAAAACAGUGUGAGGUUAAAAUAUGACAGUGAAAUGACAGUUUGGCGGGAGGAAAGUGGACCGACAUCGAGAGGAUGUGGCGUGGACGGACACUGUACUGUAUACCCAACACUCUGAACCCUUCCUGGCACCACCCCGCGUAUGUGCGGCGAGAAAAAAUGUCAGGAAAGGAAGGACACGGAGCGGAGAUUCAGCAACCAAACAAUCAGUCACUUUAUGUGCGGUAGUCCACUCGUCCUCUCCUCUCUCCAUCUCCCUCUCUCCCCCCUUUUCCUCGCUCUAAUUGGUGCCCACAGUCUUGUGUUUCACCACACCUACCCGCACUUAAACUUCACCAACCCUAUUUAUUGCUAUCUUUAUCCAUGAUUAUUAUUAUCAUUAUUGUUAUUAUUGUUGUUAUUAUGGUUAGAAUUGCUGUCAUCGCGUGUUAUUUUUAGUUUUUAUUUCCAUCGUUUUAAAUAUUGGUUUUUAGAAACUGGGCGGUGGUUUGGGAAACAAGAGACAUUAAGAGUGCUCUGCCCUAAAAAAUAAAUAAAUAAAAAAAAAGAGGAAGAAAAGGAGCGGAGAGUGAAAGAAAAGAAAAAGAAGCAGUUACUGAGUGUUAUUGGGUACAAAAAAAAACAAAAGUCCUGUCAUGUUGUAUUAUGCCUUUUUUAAUAGUUCCCAAAAAUAGCAAAUGAGAGAAAUACUUAAAUAAGAAAGCAGUUAUUUUGCUGCGGUUGAUGACAAUCUACUUUUUUGAGCCAUUAAAGAGAAUGUGGCAGGUUUGACUCAUGUUCUUCACGUUUGAUGUCUGUAAAUACCCCACACGGGAUAAAUUGUUAUUGAUAUACUUUUAUUUUUCGCUGAGUGACUUUACGUGUUUGAGCCAGUUUGGAGUAUCAGAAGAGUGCUGUUUUUUUAUUUUUAUCUUCCUUUUGGACAACUCCAGUGAAAUCAGUUCAUUGUGCCAGGCCAAUUCAAUCACGAGAGUAUUU
Molecule: messenger RNA, 4957 nt
Organism: Perca flavescens (yellow perch)
Lineage: Eukaryota; Metazoa; Chordata; Actinopteri; Perciformes; Percidae
Gene: satb2
Product: SATB homeobox 2
Exons: 13
Coding region: 31-2538 (835 amino acids)
Biological process (GO): chromatin remodeling; regulation of transcription by RNA polymerase II
Molecular function (GO): DNA-binding transcription factor activity, RNA polymerase II-specific; RNA polymerase II cis-regulatory region sequence-specific DNA binding
Source: RefSeq, a predicted model, not a curated record